Myzus persicae (green peach aphid) is the source of this 3321-nucleotide messenger RNA. Its product is annotated as myotubularin-related protein 3. The record is from RefSeq and is a predicted model, not a curated record. Bases 373 to 2901 code for a protein of 842 amino acids. Lineage: Eukaryota; Metazoa; Arthropoda; Insecta; Hemiptera; Aphididae. Gene Ontology annotation, molecular function: metal ion binding; phosphatidylinositol-3,5-bisphosphate 3-phosphatase activity; protein phosphatase binding. Gene Ontology annotation, biological process: regulation of autophagy; dephosphorylation. The transcript is spliced from 13 exons.
UGUUAAAAAUAACUAUGAACUAACCGCGAAUUGAAAUAUCUUUAUCUAUAUCUUCCUAUUUCCGACCAUGAUUACACAUAAUUUUAAAACCUUAAGUAAACAGAACAUUUUGCUUUUACCUUUGACUGUCCAGUGUAAUGUGUUAUUUAAACGUUUAGUGUGGUUAAGGCGUUACGCGGUAUCAACAAAUAUUGAAUUUCAUAUUUUCAUUAUAGUAUUAUUCGAUAGUGUGACAGUGUGUUAUGAAUAAUAGAUAAACAAUAUUAGUAGGGUUCCUACUUCCUAUGGUAUUCGUUUUGAAUACAUUUAAACAUUUAAUAGUUUAAAACUUCCAGUGUUAACAAGUCUAUUGAUAAAAUGUCAAUUUAAUAGAUGGAGUUAUCUGAUUCAUCUGGUAGUUCAUCGACUGUGACUCAGUCUAUGUGUCACGUACGAGCCUCUGAAUUGUAUCCAAAAAGAGAUUUGGAAACCGAUGAGGGUCCUCCAACUUUAGAGGCCCCAUUGGUGCCUUUUGUUCCUUUAGCCGGCGAAUCUGUUGAAUAUUUAGGUCGCGGCACCAAUAAUACUGUGUUAGCCCUAUCCAAUUAUCGUUUUUACCUAAAAGUAUCUGAUGAAGGGUCAAAACGAAGAAGAGGUGUUCAAGACAGCAAUAUACCAUUGGGCCUUAUUGAAAUGAUUGAAAUAAAAGAUCUAUUUUACUUGAUAAUUAGUUGCAAAGAUUCUCGGACAUGCAGGUGUACUUUUACUACAAAUGAUUUAUGUUUGGAGUGGUAUAAGCGAUUGACCAGAGUAAUAGCAUCACCAAAAAAUGUUCAAGAUGUUUUUGCAUUUGCAUUUCAUGCUUGGGCCAUUGAGGAUCAAUGUAAUGAAGACAUUUCUUUAAACUUAGGACAUGAUGGUGAUGAUGAUUAUUUUAUGAAAGAGAUUGAAAGACUAAAUAUAAGUGUUCUAAGUGAUAACUCUAAAUGGCGUAUUUCAAAAGUAAAUUGGGACUAUAAAUUAUGUGCCUCUUAUCCAAAUCGAUUAUUGGUUCCUUCUUGUAUUACUGAUCAAACAUUGGAAGCUGCAGCCAAAUUUCGUAGUUCCAAACGAGUUCCAGUAAUUGUAUGGAGGCAUAAGGGUAAUGGAGCUAUUUUAGCAAGAUGUUCCCAACCUGAAGUGGGUUGGUUAGGAUGGAGAUCCUCAGAGGAUGAAGACUUAUUGAAAGCAAUUAAUGAAUCUUGCCAAAAUAAAUCUAAAAAAUCUAAAAAAUUAAUUGUAAUUGAUGCACGCUCAUAUCCGUCAGCUGUUGCGAAUCGCGCUCGAGGUGGAGGAUGUGAAUGUCCCGAAUAUUAUCCUGGAUGUGAAAUUCGGUUCAUGAAUUUGGCAAAUAUUCAUGCUGUCAGAAAAAGUUUCCAUUUACUUCGUCAACUAUGUGCUUCGCCUCCUGAUCUUCCAAACUGGUACAGUUUACUGGAAAACACACGAUGGUUACAUAAUAUUAGUGGUCUUCUUCAUGCUGCUAAUACUGUUGCAGCAACUAUUGAAUUUGAAAUGCAACCAGUUCUUGUACACUGCUCAGAUGGUUGGGAUCGUACUCCUCAAAUUGUUUCUUUGGCUGAACUAAUGUUGGACUCGUAUUAUCGAACGAUUGAUGGUUUUCGAGUUUUAUGUCAAAGAGAAUGGUUAGACUUUGGACAUAAAUUCGCUGAUCGUGGUCAAGGUGAAGAUCCAAAUGAACGAUGUCCAGUAUUUAUUCAGUGGUUGGACUGUGUGCAUAAUGUGAUGUCACAGUAUCCUUGUGCUUUUGAAUUUUCCAAAACGUACUUAGUCAAAUUAGCACAACAUACAUACUCAAAUCUUUUCGGUACAUUUUUGUGCAAUAGUGGUGCUGAAAGAAAACGCACUGGGAUAGGUACUGCUACAUUUUCUGUUUGGAAACAUUUGGCUGCAUCUGCUGAAUGUAGAAAUCAUUUAUAUUCAUCUCAACAAGACAAUGUUUUAUGGAUUAGUUGUAAUGUAAGAGAUAUGAAUCUUUGGAGAGAUUUAUAUGUUGGACCAUUUACUGAUGGACCUCAACUAACCAAAACUACUGAAAUAUGUAAUUCUAUAUUGGGAAUGGAAGGCAUAAUUGAUCCAAUAAUAAGAAUUGAUCAGCCUAUUGUGAUAAAUAGUGAAAGUCCAUGCAUGGAGCUUUCAAAACCUGAAGAUACAAUAUCUUUAGAUGACAGGGAUGAUAAAUCUUCAGACACAAAUUCUAGUUCAUUGUCAAGUAUUAUUGCUGAAGAAAAUGGUAUAGAACGACAUUUGAGUUCAACUAAUUAUGUCUUAAAUACUGUCGAUGGACUGUUACCACUUGUAGAUGACGUACAAAAUAGACUUCGGCAGUUAAAUUUAGAACAUAAAACAAGAGAAGCAGCACUUCAAAAUGAAUUACAUGUCACUCGGCUAGUACUGUUGCGGCAAGCAAGCCAUCGUUGUAUUGAAGCAACGACUACGCCUGAUGUGAAUGGUCUAUCACUAGCAGAGAAAAUUGAUGAUGAUGUAUCCGUGUGUAGCAGCACAGGAGGAGAGACGACAUUGUCGUGGGAACCUGUGGAGUCGUUCGAUGCUCAGCCAACUCUGUGGGUACCGGAUCACGCAGUUACCCAGUGUAUGUCGUGCGACAACAAGUUCUGGCUGGGAAGACGGAAGCAUCACUGUAGAAGUUGCGGAAAAAUAUUCUGCGCAGACUGUUCACGAAAUCUGGUUCCGAUGCCAGCUGAACAACUCUACGAACCUGUAAGAGUGUGUGAGCCAUGUUUUUCAAUUGGCGCUUUAAGGACCACUAGCACUUCAACUACCACCACCACUUGUAAGCAAGCUGUUGCAGAUGAUCAAAAAAAUGUUAACAUAACUUUACAACCGGCACCAUCAAAUUAAACUAAAACUAGUUAUAGGUGAAAGUUGAUCAACAUACACACAUAUGCAACAUUGUAAUCUGUAUGAAUUGUAUGGAAUCAUCUUUGUAAAGUGUUCUGUUCUAUAACAAUACACAAUUCAAAGUUGUGACUCGUCCAACAAAAAUAUUAUUAUUUUUUGUUUACUUUUCUUUGUUAUUAUCUAAAACUUAUUGGUCCACUGACUAUUAAUUACCCAACUGAGUAGUGAACAUCUUUACUUGUAUGAUAAAUAAUAAUGAUUUUAAGGUGUAGGCUUCUAAAUUAGUGUCUAUUAACUUUUAUUAUGGUUACCCCACAAGCUGGACUAUUUUUUGUGCACUUAACAAGUAAUAUUUAAAUUGUAUCUGUUAUGUUUUAUCCUUUUAUAUAUAUUAUAAUAAAAAUAAAGUUUAACCAUUUU